Molecule: messenger RNA, 918 nt
Organism: Sordaria macrospora k-hell
Lineage: Eukaryota; Fungi; Ascomycota; Sordariomycetes; Sordariales; Sordariaceae
Source: RefSeq, a predicted model, not a curated record
AUGUCGUGGAACAUCGACAGCUUAGCAGAGGGACCCAGAAGGCCGGAGCGGGAACCCUUUCUCUACAACGACGCCACCAGCGACGGCGACACUGGAAACGGAGGGGCUUCCGUGGGGCCACAUAGAAGAGCACGCAAAAUGCUCGUCUUCUCCACCCCUGACCGCGAACUCGCGCUGGCUGAGUACAAGUGGGCUGUACACCGGCUCGACAAGUCGGUCGGGACCGUUGACGGCGCCAAAUUCGCAGGUGGUGCAGACGUGCGGAUUUUGGAGAUCCGCAUCCCCAUGGUAGAAAUCGACGACCUCGUUGAGGCUAAGCUCGCCUACUUCAACCAGGACCCGAUCGAAUCGGACGUAGGGAAUGCCAUGUGGCAGGAGAUGGGCAUCUUGUCGACGCUGAAAGAGCUGAUAAGGCCGCCGUCGCGGUUUGCCUCCUUCGAGACUGUUUGGUGGGAAAACAGGGGCCCGGAUAUCCAAGAAGCGAGGAGAACAAUAAAACCAACUCUGCGUGCUAUCAAAGAGGGAGAGUGGAUUGUGCUUGGUUGUCCGGCUGUGAAGAGGAGGGCUGUAUGGAAUCUUAGUCUGAAAUUUGUUUCGAGGAAGCUGAUUCGGAAGGCCGCAGAAGAAGGCACAGCCACCUCUGGCAAGCCAGAGGAAACGACACCGACACCGACACCGACACCGACAACCAACAAAGACCUCCCCAAAACAUCAUCACCGUCAACCUCAGCGUCAUCCUCGUUUUCCGGUGCCCGUCUUAAUACUAGACAGGCCUUCGGGAUGUUCUUCAUCUACACAGGUAAUCCCUUGAAACGGGUAGACGAGUACGUAAUCAACAUAACCGAGGAUUGGAUGCGGAAAUGGCUCUUCGAGAGAAUUUGUUACUUUGAGUCACACGAGGUAGUUCUGGGGGAAUGA